AUGAUCAAAUUGAUGCUAGUUAGCUUGUGCCUUUUCUUCGCUAUAUUGAUUGUAGCAGUGGAUGGCCAAAUUGAUUUGUCUAAAUUAUCACCACCAACUCAGUCACCGGAUCAAGUUAAACCUAAAAAGGAACAGCAAGUUUUCACAAAGAAAUGCACUAGUAUUGCAAAUACAUCAAGUUGUUGCGAUGGAAAGAAGAUUCAUCGCUAUGUUAUGAAGGGCUUAUGCAUUAGUAAGCGAUCUAUUAAAGAUUUACUAUGCGAAGGCGCUUGUAGACCGAAUAAUAUCCCACAAGAUGUUAGCGCUAGCAAGCGCUAUAUUUGGCGUUGUGUGGCCCAUUUUCGUAAAACUAUACGCGUUAAAAUGAAUUGUUUUGAUGGUACUACGAAAUAUGCUUUCCCGUCAGUUGUUCGUAAAUGCGUAUGCAAGCGCUAUCGGAGAAGGCAAAAUGAAACAAAGCAAAAAAUUCUCAAGCGCAGCCUUGAAAGUUAUUUUGUCGUAGCGUAA
Messenger RNA from Trichoplax adhaerens, 507 nucleotides. RefSeq lists its product as uncharacterized. The transcript is spliced from 2 exons. Lineage: Eukaryota; Metazoa; Placozoa; Uniplacotomia; Trichoplacea; Trichoplacidae. Gene Ontology annotation, molecular function: BMP binding. Gene Ontology annotation, biological process: negative regulation of Wnt signaling pathway; negative regulation of BMP signaling pathway. The record is from RefSeq and is a predicted model, not a curated record. Bases 1 to 507 code for a protein of 168 amino acids.